Molecule: messenger RNA, 1441 nt
Organism: Agrilus planipennis (emerald ash borer)
Lineage: Eukaryota; Metazoa; Arthropoda; Insecta; Coleoptera; Buprestidae
Product: protein D2-like
Exons: 1
Coding region: 295-837 (180 amino acids)
Source: RefSeq, a predicted model, not a curated record
UGUCUUCAUGUCUAACACGGGUACUUAUUGAACCGCCCUCGUAUGUAUAAUUUCUGUAUAUAUUUAUCAAAUGCGUUAACUAGUGCAAAUAUUUUCAAGAUUAUAAGUUGCAUAGUUUUUGAAAAAAUGGGCUGUGACAAACACAUCGACAGAUGGAUACACCAAUGAUCUUAUAAGCUCUAGAUAUGGAUUGCAUUUCAUACCAAGCCACUUUUUUGUCAAAAUCAAAAACAGUAAUGCUUAUAACUGACACAAUAAUGAUGCCUUUUGUCAACUUUGACAUAUAACAUGUAAAUGACGAUGGAGAAGCAUGGUGUUGUGCCAGAUGUAAUAGACACAGUUCCAGAAAAACUACUGGAAGUGGUUUACGACGAUGGAGUGAACGUGGAUGGAGGCAACAAACUAACCCCAACUAUUGUUAAGGAUGCUCCCCAGGUUAAAUGGGAGGCUGAAUCCGACACUUAUUACCUCCUCUGUAUGACGGAUCCAGACGCUCCCAGUCGAAAGUUCCCGAAAGCCAGAGAAUGGCACCAUUGGCUAAUCGGGAACAUACCAGGCAACGAUAUUUCCAAAGGACAAGUCUUGUCUGAGUAUAUAGGGGCGGCACCACCCCCAGACACAGGUUUCCAUCGCUACGUUAUUUUAGUCUACAAGCAGCCGACGAAAUUGAAAUUUGAUGAGAAAAAGUUGACCAAUAAGUCGUCCAUGGGAAGGGAGAAGUUUGCGAUACGCAAUUUCGCGAAAAAAUACAAUCUGGGAGAACCAAUAGCUGGAAAUUUCUUUCAAGCUAAGUAUGACAAUUACGUCCCAACUAUAUAUAAACAAAUUGGCGCUUAAAGAAACUAAUACACACUUCAAGCUGACAUACCUGUCCUAUCAGAAAUAUAAUGAAAUUAGAACUGCGAGAUUGCAAAAACCAAGGAACUGUGAGGAAUUUAGAUACACGUAUAACUGUAAUAAAACAACUCAUAAUAAACCGUUUAUUCUUUUCAUUAACUACGUAUUUUAUUAUUUCGUAUAUCGAUUAUUUAUUAGGCACACACACACACACACAAUUUUAAAACUAUAAUUUCUAUGUAUGACUCAUUUGUAACUGCCAACUUCUUAUGCUGAGGUAAGCACAUGCUACCGGAAAUGAAAGGACAAACAUAAAUUCUUGAGUAAUAGCAGAUCAUUCUAUAAAAUCUUUGUGCAGUCGUGAGAUAAAAAAUUAUCCGGAGACCACUUGGAAGUUGCGUUUCUGAACUCCCGUUCUACUAGAAUGUUUUAAAUAAAACGAGUAGCGAAUUUGAUUCAAUGAGUUUAAUGAGCAGCAAACUAGAGAACAACUUAACAAAGAGGGUGGAGUCUAAUUGAAACAUAUAAUGGUGGUGGAUAAAUAAAGGAAUUUCCUGAAUGUCGUCAUAUACGAGAGGGUGUUGAGAUUAACCAGAUAUAGAAA